This is a messenger RNA of Anolis carolinensis (green anole), 6621 nucleotides long. It is a transcript of the gene nlrc3, whose product is annotated as NLR family CARD domain containing 3. The record is from RefSeq and is a predicted model, not a curated record. The transcript has 19 exons. Gene Ontology annotation, biological process: negative regulation of canonical NF-kappaB signal transduction; intracellular signal transduction. Gene Ontology annotation, cellular component: cytosol. The coding region runs from base 652 to 3660 and encodes 1002 amino acids. Gene Ontology annotation, molecular function: protein binding. NCBI's taxonomy places the organism in Eukaryota, Metazoa, Chordata, Lepidosauria, Squamata, Anolidae.
UAAAAAAUAGAGUAAAAUAAAUGUAAUAGUAGCAACAAUAAUAAAGAAAAAUAAUCAAUGUAAUAAUACCAAUAAUAAUAGAGAAAAAUAAUAAAUGUACCAUAUAUUCUCGAGUAUAAGCUGACCCAAAUAUAAGCCAACCAGGACCCUCACCCGAGUAUAAGCCGAGGGGGGCUUUUUCAGUCUUAAAAAAAGGGCUGAAAAACUAAGCUUAUACUCGAGUCUAUACAGUAUUUCCUUGUUCCAGUGUUUGUAGUGGAGCACCUUCCUCAGGUGUUUCUUCAGGGCCUCAAUGACAAACUUGAUCUCACCUGUUACUUGUAACAUGUAUUAGAGUUCCACUAGUAUUAUCAGUACUUGCUCACAGUAGAAUUCCCUAAAGCAGGGCCAGUGAUUUUCUACCAAAAUCUUCUGAAACGCACAGGAAGGAAGACCAGAAGGGACCCGCAACACAGGAAGAGACAAGUCUGUUCAAGAUCCCCGAGAGCAUGUGUUCUCAAAAGCCAUAGGUCAUCAUGUUCUAGGAAACAGAUUUGGGAGAAAAGGAACAAGCUAUUUUCAAGCACCGCAGGGGACAGAUCCAAAUGUGAGACCCACUUAAGAGAGAACUUGGAGGAAUCUGCCAAAACGUGGGCUUAAGGAGAAGAGGCGAUGCUGCAGAAGCGCAUGGAGACCCUUCCGUCCUGGUGUGGCCUGAGCACGGAGUUCGUCCCUUCGGGGAGACUGACCGACCUCCUCCUGGUGGAAGGCCUGACCGACCUCCAGCAGAAGCAGCACGACUUUGUCCAGAUCGAAACCACGAAAGGUGUGAGGAACGCCUCCAGGAAGAUCUCCUUGGAGAAGCUCUUCUUGCCUCUCUCCAAGCUCAGCAUCCCGCCGCGGGUCUCGGUGACCGUCGGGGUGUCCGGCAUCGGCAAGAGCACGCUGGUCGGGCUCUUUGUCCACGCGUGGGGGAAAGGCGAGCUGGGCAAGGACUUUGUCUUCGUGUUGCCGCUCACCUUCCGGGAACUGAACGCGCACGACAGGCUCUCCGCCGAGCGACUGAUCCGCUUGGCGUCUCCCCGCUUAGCGGACCGGAGCCUUCUCUCUUCCGUGGACUCUUCCCAGACUCUUCUGAUUCUGGAUGGCUUGGAUGAAUUUAAAACCCGCUUAGAUUUUUCCAACGCCGCCGUCUGCACGGACCUUUGCAAGGAGGUCCAGGUGGAAAACCUCAUCACCAACAUCAUCCGAGGAAACCUGUUGCAGGAAGUUUCGGUUUGGAUCACGUCCCGGCCGACGGCGGCUAGCCAGAUCCCAGGCGGCUUGGUGGACAGGAUGACCGAAAUCCAAGGUUUCGGAGACGCAGACAUCAAGGACUAUUUAGACGAUAUGUUCAUCGAGGACCCAAACUUAUCAGAGUCCGUGAUGCAGCAUCUCAAGGGGAACAGGCCUUUGUAUAUCAUGUGUACGGUGCCAGCGUUUUGCAAGAUUUGCGGAUCCUCCGUCGGAUAUUUCCUAAAGAGUGCCAAGGGCUCUCCCGAAAUUUCGGCGGUCCCGAAAACUUUGACAGAAAUCUACUCGCACUUCUUUAAAAUGGCACUGUGCAGCGAAGGGACGGGGAAGCAAAACGAAGUUCUCAGGAUAGAGCAGGUGGAGCAAAAUUGCAAGAAAACGAUGAGUUGUUUGGGCCGGUUGGCUUUCUACGGCCUGAUCAAGAAGAAGUUCGUCUUUUAUGAGCAGGACAUCAAGGCCUACGGCGUGGACCUCUCGUCUCUUCACAUCGGCUUGAGCAACAGGCUCUUGAUGAAGGAAGAGGCUCCACUUUCCACCCUUUACUAUUUCCCUCACUUGACGUUCCAGGAAUUUCUAGCAGCUGCUUAUUAUUAUACGGCUUCCAAACGGGCCCUUUUUGACCUCUUUGUCGAGAGCGGGAUGUCGUGGCCCAAACUGGGCUUCCUCAACCACUUCAGAAACGCUGUUCAGAAGUCCCUGCAGUCCGAGGACGGGCACUUGGACGUCUUUGUGCGCUUCCUCGCCGGACUCCUCUCUCCGCAGGCGAACAAAGCCCUGUCGGGUUGGUUCUUGGCGAGGGACGAACACCACAGUUACCGGAGCCACGCUGUCGGCCUCCUCCAAAACUUCCUAGGUUUGGAACAAGCCGUUUCCUGCCGGACGGUGAACCUCAUGCGGUGCUUCCACGAGAUCCAGAACACCGAGCUCGCCGGCGUCAUCGAGGAAGCGAUGAAGAACGAGAACCUGUCCGGGAUGCUGACGCCGGUCAAUUGCUCUGCCUUGGCUUAUGUCCUGCAGACCUCAGAGGUGUGCGCGGAAGAAGCGAACCUCUCCAGUUGCCUCACCUACCCUGCCUUCCAAAGCCUUCUCUCCCAGCUGCUCUAUUGCAACAAUCUCAGGCUGGACUACAACCAGUUUAAAGACAACGCCAUGGACCUGCUGGGCAGCAUCUUGAGUGGGAAGGACUGUCAGAUCCAGAAGAUCAGCUUGGCAGAAAAUCAGAUUGGUAACAAAGGGGCCAAAGCUCUUGCCAGAUCUUUGAUGGUCAACCGGAGCCUGGUGGCACUUGACCUUCGGAGUAACUCCAUCGGACCCAAAGGAGCCAAGGCAAUCGCCGAUGCACUGAAAAUCAACCAGAGUUUGCUUUCCUUAAACCUCGAGAACAAUACGAUGAAGGAGGACGGGGCCAAAUCCCUGGCGGAAGCGCUGGUCAACAACCAUACGCUGAUGACGCUGCAACUUCAGAAGAACUCAAUUGGACCUCAAGGCUCCAAGAAAAUAGCAGAAGCCCUCAAGAAAAACUGGAGCCUUAAAGAGCUCCUAUUGUCCAGUAACUGCGUUGGAGACGUGGGUGCCGUGGCCCUAGGAGAAGGGCUGAAGAUCAACCACAGCCUUUUAACCUUGGAUUUGCAGAGCAAUUCUAUCAGCGACGCAGGAGCAACUGCUCUCACGCGAGCCCUUUGCUCCAACCAAGGUCUCACUAGACUCAGCCUGAGGGAGAACUCCAUCAGCCCCGAAGGAGCCCGGGAGAUUGGCAAUGCCCUUCAAGCCAACCGUUGCCUGGGAAAUCUGGACUUGGCUGCCAACCUGCUGCACGAUGAAGGCGUCCAGGCCAUUGCCUUGGCGCUGAAAGCGAACCAGACACUUGCUUCCCUCCAUUUACAAUGGAACUUCAUUCAGUCCAAUGCAGCGAAGACUCUGAGCCAAGCACUACAAUUCAACAACAGCCUUGAAGUCUUGGAUUUACAAGAAAAUGCCAUCGGGGACGAAGGAAUAGUUGCCUUGGCCUUGGCGCUCCGGGUGAACUCGACACUCACUGCUCUCUACCUCCAGGCGACGCUCAUUGGGGAACGUGGGGCCGUUGCCCUGGGAGAAGCCUUGAGUGUUAACAAGAGCCUUGCUGUGCUAGACUUAAGAGGAAAUGCUAUCGGUUUGGCUGGAGCCAAAGCCAUGGCCGGCGCCCUGAAAGUCAACGGCACCCUCCGCAGACUGAAUCUCCAGGAGAACUUGCUGGGCAUGGACGGGGCCAUCUGCAUCGCCACCGCUCUGACCAGGAGCCACAGCCUGACUUACAUUAAUUUGCAGGGCAAUCGGAUUGGGGAGUCUGGCGCCAAGGUGAUCACCGAUGCCAUUUGCACCAACGCGCCUGGCUGCAGAGUGGAGAUGUGAGCGAGGGUCUGCCGGACCUUGGGUCCAUGUGUGUGUGCCAUCCCCAAACAUUUCCCUGAAGAAGCGGUGGAAAAAAGGACCUUCACUGGCCAAGCGGACGCUGCUUGGUGCAAAGGAGACUCCAAAGCCGUGAUGCAGCCUCACCGGAAGGCAGCUGCUGAAGUCUUUCUCAUGGUUUACCUAGUCUUUCUCAUUCUGGUCACUGGCGCCAAGAGUUGCUUGGUGGAGAGAAUCCUAGAAUCCUACAGCUGGAAGAGACCUUGUCCAACACCAUUGUGCCAAGAAGCAGGAAAAUCGCAUUCUGAUAGACAUCCAGCCUCUGUUUAAAACCCUCCAAAGAAGGAGCCUCCAUCACAGUCCGGGGCAGAGAGUUCCACUGCUGAACAGCUCUCUCUCACAGUGAGGAAGUUCUUCCUGAUGUUCCGGUGGAAUCUCCUUUCCUGUAGUAUUUGUGUCCUAGUCUCCAGGACAGCAGAAAACAAGUUUGCUCCUCCCUCCGACUUCCACUCACAUCUUGAUCCAUGGCCUUCAUCCUGUCUCCUCUCAGCCUUCUCUUCUGCAGGCUAAACAUGUCCAGCUCUUUCAGCCACUCCUCAUAGGGCUUGUUCUCCAGACCCUUGAUCCUUUGAGUCUCCCUCCUCUGGACACAUUCCAGAUUGUCAACAUCUCCCUUCAAUUGAGGUGCCCAGAAUUGGACACGGUGUGAUUCCAAGUGUGGUCUAACCAAGGCAGAAUAGAGGAGGAGCAUGGCUUCCCUGGUAUGCAGGCCAAAAUCCCAAUGGCUUUUUGAGCUGCUGCAUGACGUCGUUGGCUCAUAUUCACCUUCCUCCCCACGAGGACUCCAAGAUCUUUUUCACACAAACUGCUAUCGACCCAGGUAUCCCCCAUUCUGUAUCUUUGCAUUUCAUUUUUUCUGCCUAAGUGGAGUCUCUUGCAUGUAUCCCUGCUGAACCCCUUUUGUUCGUUUUAGCCCAUCUCUCUAAUCUGUAAUCACCAGAAGUAUGAGGGUUGAAUGAAAAGUAAUGCCUCCACCUUUGCAACUCCUCAGCAGAUGGCAGUCCUGGUCUGCGGCAGGUCCUGGCUUGUUCAGGAGACUCUCCUCUACAGUUCCAUUUGGCGGAAAGCCUUAGCAUUGAACGGUUGUGUUGUUGAAGUGCGAAGUAUAGAACCCUGCGCAGACAGGGAAGCCUCAGCAUUGAAUGGUUGUGUUGUUGAAGUGCGAAGUAUGGAACCCUGUGCAGACAGGGAAGUCUUAGCAUUGAACGGUUGUGUUGUUAAAGUGUGAAGUAUGGAACCCUGCGCAGACGGGGAAGCCUUAGCAUUGAACGGUUGUGUUGUUAAAGUUCAAAGUAUGGAACCCUGCGCAGACAGGGAAGUCUUAGCAUUGAACGGUUGUGUUGUUAAAGUGCGAAGCAUGGAACCCUGCGCAGACAGGGAAGCCUUAGCAUUGAACGGUUGUGUUGUUAAAGUUCAAAGUAUGGAACCCUGCGCAGACAGGGAAGUCUUAGCAUUUAACGGUUGUGUUGUUAAAGUUCAAAGUAUGGAACGCUGAGCAGACGGUCGGUCAAUGUGACUUAGGCAACGUGCAGUCAUUGAAUUCUUGACUGCAGAAGGUGUCGCCCCAAAGGAGAUUCAUGGGAGAAUGCAAGCUGUUUAUGGUGACUGUUUUGAUGUGAGUCCUGUGUGUCAUUGGACGAGUAUGUUUAAAGAUGUUGAGGUGGGAACAUCUGACUUGCAUGACAAACAAAGAGUUGGAUAUCCUGUGACAGCAACCACUGAGUUUCACAAGCAAAAGGUUGAUAGGUUAAUUCAGGAAGAUCGAGAGAGAAAUUUCAAGCAUAAUCGGCAUUUCACAAGAACGUGUGGGUCACGUUAUUGCCUUGCUUGGCUAUUGGAAGAUCUGUGCACGAUGGGUACCCAGGAUGCUGAUGCCUGAAAUGAAUGCACACAGACCUGAAAUUUGCCAGGAACUCGUCUCACGUUACGAGAAUGAAGCUGAUGCCUUUCUCCUUUGGGGUGACACCUUCUGCUGUCAAGAAUUCAGUGACUGCACGUUAAGUCACAUUGACUAACCGUCUGCGCAGGGUUCCAUACUUGGCCCUUUAACAACACAACCGUUCAAUGCUAAGCCUUUCCGUCAAAUGGAACUGUAGAGGAGAGUCUCCUGAACAAGCCAGGACCUGCCGCAGACCAGGACUGCCAUCUGCUGAGGAGUUACAAAAGUGGAGGCAUUACUUUUCAUUCAACCCUCGUAGCUUACAAUACUGCAGCUGCUGUGGCAUGCCUCCUUUAGUAAGGUCCAAAAGACUGUCUCUUGAGGUGUAAUCCUUAGUUACUGCCAUCCCCAAUAACUGGACGAUGGAAAAAAAAUAGGGAGGAAAGGAGAAUGAUGAUGGGGAUAAAACCACAUUUAUUUGUGAAAAACAGAAAUGUCACAGUCAAAGAAAACAUUCAGAGUACUGUCUGAAGAAUCCUUAAUACAGAUCUCAACCUUUGCUGGUAUUAGACUGGAUUGUUGCUGUUUACCAUCCGAAAAAAGAAGUUAGGGAGGGAGUGUUUGGCGCAUAAGGCUAGUGAGCACGAAGAGAUGCAGCCAGGCCUGGAAUCACACCAUUUGCAUUUCUCCUUGUAAACAAAUUUGCUUUAAAUCUGUGCGACAGGUAACUCAGGCCUGAGGGCAACGGCCCUGAAAUGUUCCUAUUUUACCAUGAAAACAUUUCCGAAAUGUAAAAUGCUCUCUCAAUCCCAUUCCCUUCAUCCUGAAAUAAACGGCAAGUUAGCUCCUCAUGGAUUUACAAAAGCAUAUCCUGAUGCAAAAAACACAGUAAAAGGGACUUGCCACGGUCUUUGAAGAGUGUUAUGAUCCUUGGGGCACAGUUGGCUCAUCUGUUUAAAAACUUAAUUUAGGAAAGCAGAUUAAAUUUGGUUGUAACAAUAAAGGGGAAGUAUAUGAAAUAUGGA